This is a messenger RNA of Petromyzon marinus (sea lamprey), 8821 nucleotides long. Its product is annotated as calmodulin-regulated spectrin-associated protein 2. The record is from RefSeq and is a predicted model, not a curated record. NCBI's taxonomy places the organism in Eukaryota, Metazoa, Chordata, Hyperoartia, Petromyzontiformes, Petromyzontidae. Gene Ontology annotation, cellular component: microtubule minus-end. Gene Ontology annotation, biological process: neuron projection development; cytoplasmic microtubule organization; negative regulation of microtubule depolymerization. Gene Ontology annotation, molecular function: spectrin binding; calmodulin binding; microtubule minus-end binding.
GGUGCGGGGGCGACCCUUGUUGAGAUUUCGUAGUCCGCUUGGGUGAGGCGCGCCGCACUCGCGCGUUGAGCGUCUGCGCGUGCGCUGUGGGAAAUGUAAAGCGGCUCGCCGCGCUGCCCUGCGUUGGGCGGACUGAGGAGGCAGCGAUGCAGCGGCGCGCAAUCGACACUCAAGCGGCAUCAUUCAUACUAAUAACAGCCACGAUAACGACAUAGCGAGUUUGAUCAUUCGCGUGGUACUACCCGAGUCAUCACAGCCGCAGGCCUUGCCGAGCCGGGGACGGCACCGUGUCUUCGUAGGCGGCUAUUUACAAUGAGGUUCUCGGCUUGUUGUGAUUAAAUAGGUGUUAGCUAGCGCCUGACAAUAGUAACCACCGCGGGUCACCUUCGGCGUCAGCGAUUUCAAAAUCGCGCGCAUUACAAUCAAUUAAUACCCACCGCGGUCAUUAUUUUGCUAAUUUUAUGCACAUUUGAGUCAAUUCUCAUAACAAAAGGCAACCGCGCGCUGCACUGUACUGACAAGCGAUCGGGGCAGAGAGCCGGCGGUGGCGUAACGAGAAGAAAUGGCCGACGGUGGGGCGGAGAAUGGAGAAGCGAGGACGGAGGAGGAGCAGGAGGAGGAGGCGGCGAUGAUGAAGCAGAUGAUGGUGGUGGCCGAGGAGAUGCAGGAGCACGAGGAGGAGGAGUACGAGGCCGAGAGGGCUAAGGUGGCCGCCGGGCUUGCGUGGCUGGCGGCAAAGGCGCGGAGUCCAGAGUCCACCUGCGAGGACCUGCGGGCGCCGUUCUACAGGGACGAGUACAACCAGGAGCACUUGAAGGGCAACGUGGGCGAGCUGCUCGCCUCCGGCGAGCUCUACUGCCAUGUGUUCCAGCAGCAGCUGCACGGAAAUUGCUCCCCUGCUGUGCCGCGGCAGGGCCACUGGGCCGUGAUCCAGGGCCUGGCGCGGCGUGGCCUCUACGUCAUGGAGGAGGAGGACUGCCCCGUGACAGAGGCGGACUUGCAGAACAUCCCCAUCCGCAUGAGCUGCCAUCUGGCCAUGCUGGACUCUCUGAUGCUGGCAUGCGCCGUGGAGCAGAUGAGCAUCGAGAAGGUGGUGACGAGCGUGCGCAGGUUCUCCGUCGUCUCGCCACGCGAGCUGCCCUUUGACCUCGAUGGGGCCAUGCUUCUCUGGAUCAAUAAGGUUAACAUGAAGUUGAAGGAUUCUGUUGAAAAGGAGCAGAAGCAGAGCGUUGCAGAGGGAGCUUGCCAACAGAAGUCUCCGGCCAAGUGGUACUGGAAGCUGGUUCCUGUGCGAUAUCGAAAGGAUCAGUCCGUGUCGAGGCAGUUACCAGUCAUCCCAGUGCUGCGCAGCCUGUCUGAGAUAUCUGAUGGAAGAGCCCUCCUCAGUCUAAUCCACUACUACUGCCCGGAACUGCUUAGGCUAGAAGACGUGUGCCUGAAGGAGAGACUCAGCCCCACAGAGCGAAUGUACAACAUUCGACUGCUGAUGGACGUUUCUCAGCAACACUUUGAGGGCUGCCUGCUGCUCACGCCCUCCGACCUGCUGCGCUGUCCACCUGCUCUCAAGACAAACAUCAUGGCUUUUGUGGCCGAGUUGUUCUGGUGCUUUGAGGUGGUGAGACCAGAGUUUGUGUGUCCAAGGGAACCCCUCGAGCAUUCCACUGACGCACUGCCAAAUUCCGAGUCUGGAUCACUGGCCAUGUUGGACCAAGCUCCUUUAUCACCAGAUGUCAAACAAAGGCCCAUGUCGCAGUCCGUCUCCUUUGAAAUCAAGUUUGAUGACCGACUGAGGGAUGACUCUAAGCCCAUGCCAAAAUCUCGCAGCAAGGACAGCUUGGCAAAAAGACCAAGCAGGGGGCUUGGAAAGGCAUCCCCGGACUUGAUGUCAGGAGAAGAUGACGGAGGAAGGGGGGAGGCGUACCGUGACGAUUUAGAAACGUCCGAGAUGAGGAUUAGUGACUGCAUCCUAAGAAAAUUCGCAUCGGGUCAUGAUAACUUGGCGAACGGCAUGCUGGGGGCGGAGGGCGAACAGUCGGAAGACGACGGCAAGAUGAAGGAGCACGGUUCCUCCGUGCCGUUAAGAAGGAAAGCGAGCAGCCAGCUCCCAGAUAAAUCUGUCACAUUUGGCCCAGUCACGAGUGCUGACGUGCGAAACAUGUCACCUGCAGAGGACGGCUUCGAUGUCCAGUCACUGCCAGUGUUGAGGAGGGUGAAUUCCCCUGCCAAGGUAGCAGCAGCACACCCGCAGGGCAAGGCCGGUGGUGGAUUCUACCUUCACUCAACGGACACCUGGAGUCAACCUGAUGCGAACAGGGCAAGCUUUGUGUUAAACAGUCACUAUGACACGCCAGAAAAAGCCCUGGCGGCUGGACUGCCGGUUGUUGACCCAGUGAAUGGCAAAAAAAGCAGCAUUGUGGAGGUUGAUUCUGACGUGGAUGAUUCUGGGAAACCUCAGUCGAGCGACAACACUGAUGCGAAAGGAGCACAGAGUGAAUUUUUGAGCUCUCCAGUCCCCAGCCCAAGCCCAAGCCCCUGUCCGAGUGUUGAGAGCAAUACAUCUUCUAGUUCGGGCGUCAAAAUGACGAGCUUUGCCGAGAGGAAGUUUCGGAAGUUUAACAGCGCGGAGACCAAGUCCAGCGUGAGCAGUUCACUGAGGUCAACCCCGGACAGCUCGGAGAACGGAUAUCCUCACACUAUCGCCACCAGACAGGGCCGGGGCCACAGAGACCAAGCUUUGCCCAAAGAAUCCGAGCAAGACCAGCAGACGGGGUCCCCUCCCAAUCACCCAUUGGCAUCGGAGGUUGCUCGGCUGCAGAUGAAGCUGGAGGAGAAGCGACGGGCCAUCGAGGCGCAGCGCCGGCAGGUGGAGGCUCUGUGCGCCAAGCAGAGGCAGAAGUUUGGAAAGGAGGCGUUCAUGCAUGUUAUUAAAGGAAGCAAGAAGGAUCGUCUCGACCCCCAAGGCAUCGGAGGGGAUUCGUCGGAGAGCGGCGGCGAGCAAAUGUUGCCCGCCAGAACCCAGUUGGAGGCGCCGGUGGACAGUGGAGCCGAAGACGACACGGUGACAGACAUGUCUAGGCAAAGCCGAGAAGUUGUUGGAGCGGAAGCGUUUGGAGAUGACAGAGCAUCGGAAGAGAUGAUGGGUGCGUGGGCCGCAGAGCCGCGGGAUUAUGAUGAGUCCGGCAGGCUUGGAGAUGGUCUCCCAGUUGAGGUGACCGGUGCAUUGGAGGAGGAUCUGGAAAGGGAAAAUGCAGGCGAGGCAGAUUCUGGGGAGUACAGCCGCUCUAUCUACAAGCUCAACGACACGCUGCGUGGGCUUCAGAGCGAGAUGUUGCGAAUGGCCCAGCAACAGGAGCACCUGCUGCAGAUGAGGGACAGCCAGCAAGCCAUGGCCGAGGCUGAGGCGAGGCUUCCGCAGAAAAAUUACGACACCUAUUCUUUGUCGCCCGCAUCUUCAGGAUCCCCGGCAAAUCGCACGCCGACUCGCCGCCACCUUUCAAAGUCCCCGGCACGGGUGCAGCUCCGAAGCCCGAGAAACAACUCAACACCGCGACCCAACGAGCUGAGGUUCUCCGUCGUAGGUCCGCCCCAGGAGUCUCCACAGCCCUCCCUGGCACGAGUGCUCAGCCCGCAGCCGUACGUCGAUAACCUCAGGCACCGCCGUCGAUACGCGCCCAACGAAGUGCGAAUGCAGACCAGCUCGACCAUCUGUUUUGGCGACGACGAGACCGAAGUUUCCUCCCCUACCAUGUCAAAGGCUGAGUCUGACAGUGACAAGGUUACGGUCUCCAGCGGGAAGUCCACCAUUGACUCCAGGGAUGUGAGCCCGAGCAAAACAGCUUUGAACCUGGCGCCGGGCCGACAGGAUGAACGCGAUGAAGCGGAGGAAGCUGCGGACUUUGAACUGGCACCUCCGCAGCCUAGACAGCCAUUACCCGUCGUUAAAACCCCUUCGCCAAAGGAAGUGCAGAGCAUUGUCGCCAUGGAGAAUCAAUCGUCCAUGGAAGGAUCGCCGGUUAAACUGAGAGGAAGCAGGGCAAGCUCCAACACCAGCAGCCCGGCAAGAGAGGUCGGGACUCCCGCGCAGAGACCAGUGGGAUUGAUUGAAGUGGACCUGUCCGGAAUGAACACCCCCGAGGGCCUCCUGUCGGAAGAUGAUGCAGCGGAGAAUGCUGCUGAUUAUUCCACAGAUGGCGAGCAGAAGGCAGCGCUGGGAUUCUUCUUUAAGGGAGACCAGGGCCCCACGGAAGAGGAGCGCGAGAGGAGGAAGGCGGCCUUCCUGCAGAAGCAGCAGAAGAAGGCGGAGGAGGCGCGCCUGAAGAAGCUACAGAUGGAGGCAGAGGUUGAAAAGAAGCGAGAGGAGGAGAGACGCAAGGCGGAGGAGGACGAGGCGAAGAAGGCCGAGAAGAAGGCGGAUCGCGAGUACGUGCGCGAGGUCUUCCGGCGUCGCCACCAGGACCAGCAGUGGGAGCAGCACCAGGCCCGCACCAAGGCCACCAAAGGCGCCAAGGCCAAGAUCAGGAAGCCCAGGCCCAAGUCGGCGCACCGUGAAGAGGGCGGCAGUGCCAGCCUGUCGCCUUUCAAGCCCGCAGUCGGUGGCGCCCUCAACCGGUUUCACUCGGCAUCCAGCCUCUCCCUGGUUUCCACAACCAACAGCGAGCCGGAGGGUGGCCGUUCCCGACGUCCCAACAGGUCUGGCUCCAUGGAGUUGCUGGAUGCGGAUGGUGCGGGCUCGGGCGAGAGCCCGACUGCAGACAAGGACUGGGACAACGCCUCGCAGGUGUCAUCCCAUGUGUCUGGUGGGGAGUACACAGGUCCAAAGCUGUACAAGGAGCCAAGUGCCAAAUCCAACAAGCACAUCAUCCACAACGCCUUAUCCUACUGCUGCCUCGCCGGCAAAGUAAAUGAGCUGCAAAAACAAAAGGUCAUCGAGGAGCUGGAGCGCUGCGACGCCAACCACUACAUGAUCCUGUUCCGUGACGCUGGCUGCCAGUACCGUGCCCUCUACGCCUUCUUCCCCGAGACGGAGGAGAUACAGCGCGUGACAGGCUUCGGCCCCAAGGCCGUGUCUGCCAAAAUGCUUGACCGCCUCUACAAGUACAGCUCGGACCGCAAGCAGUUCACGUCCAUCCCCGCCAAGACCAUCUCGGUUAGCAUGGACGCCUUCACCAUCCAGAACCACCUGUGGCAACCCCGCCGGCCUUCCUCCACCAUCAUCCCCACCACACCGACGUACUCGUCCUCCACCGCCACUGCCAGCAAGAAGCCGGGUCCUGCCAAGCCCUGAUCCUUGCAGGAUUUACACGUAUUCAUUCAAUCGACUCUUGCACGCGCUGACACCAUGGGCCAUUUGUAUUUAUCCUCCAAAGGGCGACCGAGUUCCGAGCAGAAUUGGUGUCUCAACACUGCCAUGGGCUGAGAAAGAUGACUUCUCAUUGUGGGUUUUUAAGUUAGAUGGAAGGAGACAAUGGAAUACAUACCUGCCUCCUCGAUAGAUUUUUUUUGCCAUCUGAGCUUUACAUUCAAAUUAGGGGUUGGAGACGUUUUUGCCUUGGCCAUAAAAACCUUGAAAUUUCCACUAAACUGCCUCGUGUAGCUAGAAGUGAUAUUUACCUUUGUGUCGACACCGAAAACUGUUUCUCGUAUCAAGAAAAACGACUGGAUAUUGAAUUACUUUUGCCUUUUUAAAAGCCGAAUAUAAAAUGUAGAAUUGGGUAUAAAGGUGCUUCAUGUCAAAAGCCCUGCCAGAAGUUCAAGGAGAAUAUUCUGGUUCUUUAAAAAAAAAUUCGAAUUAUGUUUCAAACCAGAGCAAGCGAUCAUAGUGAUAGAAUAUUUUCUGCGGUUGCAGAGUUAAUCAAAAAUUAAGAAUUUACUCGCAAGGCAAGAUCAUCUAGCAUUGGUUUUAAGGAGCUAAACAUGACACGUCUUGUAAUUGGCUGUAAUUGAACAUUGCCAAUCGAUGAAUAUUAACGUUCAGAGCACAGCUAAUUAAAUCACAUUUUUGGUACUGAAAUUGCUUUGGGGUGUGCCUUACAGUAGACUAAAAUUACAAAACUACUUUUUUUGCUGGCACGUGAACAAUGGGAUUAAUUUGCAAACACUUCGAAAGUAUGGGAUGUGAGGAUUGUGACAUUGUCUUCUAUAAACGGAUUAUUGCAGGAACAUUUAUGAUGUGUGGCGAUAAUAAUGUACAUUUAUAGGGCUUAGACAUAGGAUAGCACAUGCAUUUAACCUACGAAUAGCAUCAAACCAGUACUCAUUAAAAACUGCAUGACAAUAUACAACUGCCCUGUUAUCAAUAAUAACUUAAUAGAUUUACUGGCGGGUUUUUUGUGAGCCAGUUGAUGAUUUUUAUGAUUGGAUUGCAUACAAACUGAACUUCAUUUUUGAAAUAUCCAAGAGUUGCUCUGAAAUUCAGUGACUAAACCAUGACAUUACAUUUCAUGCAUGUACAUAAACUGGCAUUUUUUAAUGUUCAGAAAAUGAAAAUCGAACGUGCAUUCCAAAAGACAAUUUCUAUACUUCAUGCACAUUACCUUUUUUUAUAUGACAUCAUUGGAGAGAGCUGCUUAACAAUGGACCUUGAACAUCUUUUUCCUUGGAGACUUACCCCCAAGGCAAGGAAGUUGAGCAUUUUAAAGCAUUCAACGUUCAAUUAAAGAUAGUCAAUCAUUACCUGUAAUAAAGCAUGACAAUGUGUAUCUGCUAUGACCUUGGGGAGAGAUUCCCAGUCACUUAAUUAUUGCUGUUUGAUUUUAUUUCAUUCACAUACCAACAUUACAUAAUUUCAGUUCAUGGAACUUGAUUAGUUGGUUGAUUUCCACACCAUGUCGGGCCAAUUGCAUAACCCUAACUUUCCCUACGGUGGUGCACAAAUAUAAGCUUACAAAGUGUUGUGUUUUAAAAUAUUGGUAUUUGUUUUGUAUGCACUUAAUUUACUUUGAAUCCACGAAUGGGACACUGAUGAUAAAUGAUCUCUUGGUUCGCGAGUGUUGUAUUGGCUGGUGGCUUGUGUACAUAAUUGAAUUCUCACAUUAAACAUUGUUUACACCCUUUGUUAAUUAGCUGCUGGAUUCAGGCCUCAUCCCCAUGCAAUGUGGAUACAGGAAUGUUUGACCAUGCUAGUCAGUGCAUUAUCACUCACCACCUAUGUUGGCCAUAGCCAGGAAUCAAACUCAGGAAGCCGGGUUCAUGGCACAGUAUGCUGACCACGGCACCACCGCUCUACCCCCGUCUAUAACACUAUCCAUUUGCAAUUAAAAUAACACUGCCAACAGCAAAAUACACUAAAUACCACGUGUGUGCGUGAUACCAGCGCAAUAUUUCCAAGGCUAAAUUUCUCGACAUAGGACAGCCGUAUUCCAUAUACCGCCAGCCAUGUUGAAUACUUCACAACGUCGUACGAGCCCACCAAUGUGUUUGUGCAACGUGAAAGGUGUUUAGAAUGUGAGUGUUGCGGACCGAGGUGCCGAGUGCACUCGCUUGGUUUUGUAUCGUGUGGUUUAAUACUAAACACUCACAUUCCGGUGGAUGUUUUUUUAAUGACACUUUAUGAAAGCGGAGAACAAACUGCGCUGGCACGGAUACUUUAAUUGAGUUAUACAUAUUGUUGUGACUUAAUGCUGUAAAUGUUUUGUAGCCAAAAGGACAAAGUUCAAUGAAAUUUAAAAAAAAUGUUGAUUUAUCUUCCUCUGUGUAAAAGUUUGAAUUUAAUAUCUGCAUAAGUGCAAAAGGCAUUCCAUUUUUUUCAGUUGGCUGCAUAGUUAUCCUGACCAAUGAUGAAACUGGAAUUGGGGUGAAUAUCGUUGUUGAAAUUUCCUUUUGUCACUUUUAACCGGCUGAACGCGAGUUGCUUGCUUUGCGAACAAUGCACUAGUAUAUUAUUUAUAGAGAUGUAUUUAAUCUUGGCAAAUUUUAUUUGCAAACUCUUCAAUGAGAUUCAUUACUUUGGUGGUGUUGGUGCGUGUACGAUUGCAGAUGUUUUUUAUUGGGUGAGUGGGGGGGGACGCUUGGUGUCAUUAUAUUUGAACGCUUAAAAUGUGAUCUGUAUUGAUAGAGGAAGUGAGUAGACUUUCAUUUGCUAAGAUACUCAUGUUGGGAUUUAAGCAAGUGCUGUACUGGUUUAAAUGCAUGCGGAAAAAAAUUACUUAUAAUUUAUAGGUUGAACUUGAGAUGCCAAGGUGAAUGAUGAUGCGAGGAUGUUGAGGGUGAAUAGUUGUGUACAUAGGUGCAGUGUGCACUGAUCUGAUCAUGGCAAGAUAAGAUAGUGUUAUUGCUGGGUUUGCCAAGAACCGUUGUAGUGCUUUUUCCGAUCCUCCUCCUCCCACUGGGUUUUACACUACUGUUCUCCAAGGCCUGUAUGUCAUCGGUACUGGUGUAAACUGCUGUAUAUUUAUUUUAAGCAAGUCUUACGACUCUUAAUAAAGCAUGGAGAUAACUCCUGUUCUGUUUAACACCUAGGCUUUCGCGACCAAUAUCAUCCACAACAGGUUUUUUUUGGGGUUAGAUCGUGUAAAUAUAAUUGUCGUUAAACCCGCCACCAAUUCAAGUUUGUCACGUAAACAGAACAUGCAAUUACUGGAAAAACAUUGUACUCUGAUUGUAAAUGUGGAUUUACUCUCCAACACACCGGUGUGCUGUACCCGUAAUGAAUUUGCGUGUUCUAUUUACGUGACAAACCUUACUAAUUGGCUGUCGUGUGCUAGCGAGUUUUACGACAUUUAUAUUUACGGGAUCUAACCCAAAAACUUGUUAUAAACUCCUGUUCUGACCGCACAACUGCCAGGGCAGCACACUUAUUUUAAACAGCUGUCAGAUGCAGAAA